AUGACUCGUCCACCAACCAUUUUUUCUGACUUUGAUUUCAAGGAAUUCGAUCGCUGGCAACGACAACAUUAUCUAUUGAAAAGUGCUCGCAAGGCAAAUGCUUGGGCUUCCUUCAACACAACCAAAGGUGCAGUCAUCAUUGAUGUCGGUACUGGAAACGGCAUUUGGGCUUUGGAAAUGGCAAAUCAAUAUCCUAAUGUUCAAGUACUUGGUUUGGAUCGUGUAUUACCCAAUGAUCAACAAAAUGGUCCUGAAAAUUUACGAUUUGUACAAUGUGAUGUUACUGAAGCUUGGCCUAUGGGUGAUAAUGCUGUAGAUUUUAUCUUUCAACGAAGUAUGGGUGAUGCUAUGAAACAAGAACAAUGGGGUCCUCUACUCAAAGAAAUGUAUCGUGUACUGAAACCUGGUGGAUAUAUUGAAUUAAUUGAAAAUGAUUUUUGGCGUCACAACCCUGGUCCUGUACAACAAGCUUUUGAUGCAUUUAUUCAAGAACAAUGCAAGGUGACUGGUGUGGAUUUCCAACUAACAGAUUCCCUGGAUACUUUGGUAAAUGAAACUGGUUUUGAUCAAGUCGAUAAAAAGACCAUGGAUAUUCCUCUUGGAGAAUGGCCCGCUGAUCAAGAAUUGAAGCAGUUUGGAUUCAUCAACAAAGAAGCACACAAGGCAUUAUUGAAGAAUUACAAGGAUUUCUAUGUCAAACAAUGGGGACUUUCCAGUGCUGAUUUCGAUUUGGCCGUACAAGAAGUCUUGGAGGAAUUUGAUGAACAUCAUAGUUUCACCAGAUUCCAUUGUUGGGUAGCAAGAAAACCUUUGUAG
Molecule: messenger RNA, 816 nt
Organism: Halteromyces radiatus
Lineage: Eukaryota; Fungi; Mucoromycota; Mucoromycetes; Mucorales; Cunninghamellaceae
Product: S-adenosyl-L-methionine-dependent methyltransferase
Exons: 3
Coding region: 1-816 (271 amino acids)
Molecular function (GO): methyltransferase activity
Source: RefSeq, a predicted model, not a curated record